UCCAUGGAAACGCGUUGCCAGGGUAACGCACGCGCUUCGAAGCCGAGGUCAGGUUUGUCCGACUAUCGGAAAUAAUUUACCUCCAAAUUCUUCUGUUGUUUUAGAGAAAACUUUUCUUCUGACUCGCUGUUGACACUAAAGUAGGUGUCACUCACACUGACCUGAACAGUAUGGAGGCUGAUCAGGACACGACAAAGGAUCGACUGAGGCUCCAGUUUCAGAUGCUGCAGGAACAGCAGGUGCAGCGUCUUCACAAGCGGCUGGAGAAAAAGAAACAGAUCUCUUUUGAGACAGAAAAGGACGAGAUGAGCUCAAACGGGCUGAACAGUCUGGGCCUGUCUGAGGAUGAGCAAGACUCAGAAUCCAGCUCCAGACAGCCGAAGAAGGAUAACGAUCAACUCCAGGAGCAGGUCAGGGAGCUGCGUGAUGAGAGUGGACGACUCCAUAAACUCCUGAGUGAAAAGGAGUUCGAAAUCAAGUACCUGAAGAAGAAGAGGGAGGAGGACAGGCUGGCUAUAGUGGGCACAGCAGGACUGGCAGGAGAUGCAGCAGCAACCAAGAUCGUGGAGCUUUCGAAGAAGAAUCGUGAGCUCUCGGCAGAAAUGGAGAGAGAGAAAGUCAAGAGCAAACAGCUAACCAACAGAGUGAGAGAGCUCGAGAGAGAGCUGCAAGAUAAAGCAGUAUUCAGUAACGAUGUGAAAGGAAACCACAAAGUGGAUCCGAAGAGCACACAGCAAGAGACCACCCCACUGGUGAAGUCUCUACAGGAGAAGCUGAACACGGCUCAGUUUAAAAUGAGUGAAUAUCGCAACCAGAUCCAGGCUGUGAGACAGGAGCUGAAGGUCGCACACAAGGCUCUGUGCAGUGAGGUCGGUGAGGAUGUGUGUUUACAGCAGAUCCUCAGUACUCCAGGAAACUGGAGAGGACGAGCGCAGCAGAUCCUGGCCUUACAGAACCGAGUGAAAGAUCUGGAACAGCAACUCGACUCAGCAUCCAACAGAAAUCAGCUGGGAGAGUUCAGUCCAGAGCAGUGCAUGCUGGGAAAGGGAGUCCAUCAGAGGAAACAGGACAAGAACCAGAGCUACAUCCGCACCCUAGAGAGAGACAGGAAAGAGGCACUGGAGAAGCUGAGUGGUGAGUAUGAGCUCAUACUGAAUGAGCACGCUGAGUUAAAGAAGAAACUGGAGAGCAGCAAAGCAAGGAACCACAUCCUUAGUGCUGAGCUCAAACACCUCAAAUCUCAAAUCUGCAAACUGACCGAGAAGGGACAGCACGACAACGAGCUCAUCGACACACUACUGAAGCAGCAGGCUCAGCUUCACACUGUGUUGAGUCGUCUGGGUGAGAAAGAGGUGCAGCGUGACAAUACAGAGCAGAAACAGGACACACAGGAGGCUCAGAGACACAACGACAUGAUCACACAGCUCAAACUGAUGGUGAAGGAGAGAGAGGAGAAAGUUCAGGAGCUCGAGCAGGAAAUCCAGCAGCUCAAACUCACCAAACUGGAGACAAAAGACACUGAGGGGAAGAUUAGCCACAUAGAGGAAGGAGACAGGAGGUCCAGCUCUGCCAGGUCAGUUUCAAAAAUGGGACACAAACUCAUAGAUUCAGCCCUGACAUUGUCUCCUGGAGAUCCCUCUGAUCUCAGAGAUGGUUCGGAGACUCGGUGCUCUGUAUGUGCUGCUCUACAGGUUCAGUCUUCAGAGUUUAAAGCACUGUGUCAGGCAGCUAAUGUGGAGAGAGACCGACUGCUGGAGCUCACUAAAGUUCAACAGAAGAGGGAAGUCGAUGCCAUUCAGAAGUGUGCAGAUGCCGAGCAGAAGCUCCGGGAAGAACGUCACCGCUGUGUGCUUCUGGAGCAGCAGCUGGAGAGACUCAAGUUAGACUCUGAAAAAGCACAAAGAGUCCAUCGCAGCAGGACAGGGAGCUUGAAUGUAUCUGAGAAACAGGACAGCAGUCUUUUACACAGAAGAGCCGUGGUGUCAGCGCACCAUGCCCAGGCCAGUGAACUCAGCUCACGACACGCUGCCCAGCAGGAGGAGCUAGAGGCUCUGAGGUCAUCUCUGGAGCAAGUUUUGCAGGCUAAAGAGGAGGACCUGCAGCUCUACAGCACCAUGAUCAGUCAGAUGUGGACUCCUGCAGACGCAGAGCACUGCAGCUCCGAAAGCCUAGCAAUCCGGAUGGCCAGCGUUUUAUCAGUUAGGCUGAUACCAGAUUUUAGCGUAGAGGCUCUAUUGUAGCCCAAAAGUAGUACCAUGAGCCCCACGGUAAAUAAAUAAACUGUGGUAGAAAGGACAUUAUUUACAUUGACCCUGUUUACUGUAGAGUGUCACCCACAUGAGGAUGAGGUUCCCUUCUGAGUCUGGUUCCUCUCAAGGUUUCAUCUCAUCUCAGGGAGUUUUUUUAGAUGUAUAUUAGAUGUAUAGUAUCUUAAAUUUAAAAUUUUCAACUUUAAUUGUAUAUAUUCAUUUAUUUCUUUAUUUUUAUUCUUACUUUAUUAAUUUCUCUCUUCUGUUUCUAUACUUCUGUAAAGCUGCUUUGGGACAAUGGGAAUUGUUAAAAGAGCUAUAUGAAUUCGAGUGGUAUAGGAGAAGUCUCCUGGCUCCAAAUCGCCCAAAUCCAAGCCUACACAACCCAGACCCUCGUCACAACGGCCUAAUCUCCAAUCGUCCCUCCAAGAUCUACUGUAAAGCUUAGUCCCAAGACCUGAGAUUUUAGCCUGUGCGUAGCCUGGCUAAACACAACAAUGUAACCUAACGUUAGAUUUUAAUCUUCAAGCUUAAGAUCUUAGUAGCUGGGCUUCAGAUCUUGGCCUAAUUGUUGUAUUUUAGGCUUCAUAUCAUGGAUUUUAGCUUCCAGGCCACACCAUGUUAUCGAGCUCCGUGUUAUCUUAGCUGCUAGAGUUUAACAUCAUAAUCCAGGAUUUUAGCAAAUCAUUAUUAUUUAGAUAUUAAUCUAAAAAAUCUGUCUAUUCAGUUCGUGUAUUGUUGAUUCCAUUUCCCAGAUGUUCAGCUCUACACCUAUCAGCUCCAAGGAUUUAGUCUUCCAGGCCCCAGAUCACGGCCUGCUCUGUCCCUAACCUAGACACCGGGGUUGUAGACAUCCAUCUGUCUGUGUAUUGAAGCUGAAGCUGCUAAUCUUAAUGAGACUGUGCUAAUCCAGACAAAAUAAUCGAUCAGAUACGGACAAGGUAAGGACGAGACGUCGACAUGGCCGCCACCCUGAGCCGAUAAGAGCCGAAAAAAAGAGCUUCGUUUUCAUUUAUGUCGCUGUCAGUUAAGUUUUUCUUUCUGCUAACUGGAAUAAAAUAUAAAUAAUCAUUUUAAA
Messenger RNA from Tachysurus fulvidraco (yellow catfish), 3327 nucleotides. Its product is annotated as coiled-coil domain-containing protein 13-like. Gene Ontology annotation, cellular component: centriolar satellite. Gene Ontology annotation, biological process: non-motile cilium assembly; cytoplasmic microtubule organization. The coding region runs from base 171 to 2240 and encodes 689 amino acids. NCBI's taxonomy places the organism in Eukaryota, Metazoa, Chordata, Actinopteri, Siluriformes, Bagridae. The record is from RefSeq and is a predicted model, not a curated record. The transcript has 16 exons.